GUCACACACGUAUGCACUUUUAUGAUGUGCAUAUAUAAACUGUUACACAUGUAUAUAUAAAUACACAAAAGUUAUAUAUACAUACAUAUAUAUAUAUAUAUAUAUAUAUAUUCUAUGUACACCCGUUUAUACAUAUUCAACACACUUGUCACUAAGUUGCACAAGUAAAUAACACAUUCACAACUUUAAACAUAAAUAUAUAUAUAUAUGUCUAUAUAUAUAUCUACCUAUCUAUAUAUAUAUAUAUAUGUAUACACAUUUUAAAUAUAAAUAUAAAAACGUUUGACACCAAGAGAAACAGUUUCAGACAAAGAGUUUACAUGUUUACACAAUGAAAUCAUUCUAGAGAUAUACCUGACAUUGAACCCAUUCAACACCGAUUCAUACAGUUUAUACAGAAAAGCCUGCACCACCACCUGGCCAACAUGUCCUCAGUAUCUGUAUCUGUUAAAGCAUGCGGAUAUUGGCCAAUUGUACCUGUGAGGUAAUGAAGGACACUACGCAACAAGUAUGGUUGGGCACUCAGAUGACAUUUGGAUUUUCAAAAACAGAGAACAACAGCCAACAGAUAAUUCCACCACCACCACUACCAACAACAACAACUACAACAACAGGCAAUAAGUAUAGUAGUCAUAUAUAUAAUCUAUAAAGUAGACAGCUUGGUGUUUAUUUCCUCAUUAUGACAUCCGGGCAGAACAUGGAUAAAAUCGGUGAGAAGAAGGUAUUACAUGGGAGCCUUGGUGGUAAGUCAGGUGUCUUGCAACAUACUAAUGCUCCAUCACACUCACACGGUAUGCUGACACAUAUGUGUGAUAAGUCGUUUCCCACAACAACAUAUCUGAAUCAGUUUGCGGCUGGAUACUACCUCCAGCCUCACGGGUUGCUCCACGCCAACCAGAAGGUCUUCCCUGCUGACAUCUACACCAAACAGUUCACCCCGGGGAACUGUUAUCUGCAGCCGUUUGACGCCGCAGCGAUGCACGCCAUCGAGAAGUCUUCGAAUCAAUGUGCCAGUGCAGUUUGCCAGAAGCAAAUAUCGCCGCCGACGACAUCAACUCCAAAUAUAGUCACAGCAGCAGCUAGAGUACAGCCACCGCCGCCUCCGCCACCACCACCACCACCGCCCCCAUCAUCAUCGUCAUCAUCUGCAGUUGUAGGAGCAGCAGCUAUAAAAACCACAAUAAAACAACCGAUUGUGCCAUCUUCAUCUUUGUCAUCGUCAUCAACACCAACAGUUACAACAGCAAUUUCCUCCCAGUCCCCGUCACCUUCGAUACUGUCACAAACCAUGGUGAACCAACCCACAAAACUGCUUCCGAGUUUCCGGACUGUUCAGUCGUUUGCGAAACUGUACAGCUGUGACAUUUGCCUGAAGCAGUUCACACGUCGGAACACUUUGCAGCUGCACCAGAGAAUCCAUACAGGUGAGAAGCUGUUCACCUGCACCUACUGUGCCAAACAGUUUGUCCACAGAGACAAAUUCCAGAUCCACGAGCGAAUCCACACAGGCGAGAAACCGUUCAGCUGUGGCUAUUGCUCGAAGUGUUUCUCUCGCAAAGACAAGCUAAAGAUCCACGAGAGCUCCCACACAGGGGAGAGGCCCUACCACUGCAGUUAUUGCCCGAAACAGUUCGUUCAAAGAGAUAAGCUGAAAAUACACGAACGAAUUCACACAGGGGAGAAACCUUACAGCUGUGAAUUCUGCCCCAAACAGUUUGCUCGUGGUGACAAGCUGCAGUUGCACAGGCGAAUUCACACAGGUGAGAAGCUGCUGCAAUGCAGCUACUGCCCCAAACCUUUUGUACAGAAGGACAAGUUAAUUAUACACGAGCGGACCCACACUGGGGAGAAGCCUUUCCACUGCGAGGUCUGCACCAAGCAGUUUGCACGCAGCGACCGGCUGCAGAUUCACCGGAGGACCCAUACUGGGGAGAAGCCUUUCCACUGCGACCUCUGUCCAAAGCAGUUCAUCCAGAGAUGCUAUCUGAACAUUCACCGAAGGAUUCAUACGGGCGAGAAACCCUUUCAGUGUGACACAUGCCAGAAGCAGUUUGCCAGGAAGGACAAACUGCAAAUCCACAUACGCAGCCAUACUGGCGAGAAACCCUACGGCUGCAAUCUAUGCAGUGAGAUGUUCAUGCGCAAGCCCCAACUAAUAUCACACAAAAAGCAUGCACAUCCUGCAGAGAUGCAAAUUACUCCAGAAGAACCCAGAAUGUUCUUCUGCGACACCUGCACCAAGCCAUACUCGACAAUCAAUGAACUGCAAAUGCACCGGAAAAUACAUUUGCCAAUUCGUAAUAAUUUUCUAAAACCAACAUCAUGCAAAAACAUAAAGGAAUAUACACCAAUGAGUACUUUACUGUGGCAAUCCAUCCACCCUUAAUUCACAUGUCAGUCCUUAAACUCUUUUAAUGCAUGUGUGUGAGGAUAUGUGGAGAUACCUUAAUGUUUGUUGAAUGUGUGUGUGUGUGUGUGUGUGGGCAUCUGUAUGUUAGUGUGUAUGCAAUAGAGUUUAUAUAUUCAAUAUAUAUCCGUGUGUGUGUAUGUAUGUUAUAUACAUAUAUUUACAUAUGUAUGUGCCU
Messenger RNA from Octopus sinensis (East Asian common octopus), 2585 nucleotides. Its product is annotated as zinc finger protein 2. Bases 680 to 2386 code for a protein of 568 amino acids. The transcript has 3 exons. The record is from RefSeq and is a predicted model, not a curated record. Lineage: Eukaryota; Metazoa; Mollusca; Cephalopoda; Octopoda; Octopodidae.